Messenger RNA from Oncorhynchus nerka (sockeye salmon), 2232 nucleotides. RefSeq names its product cyclin H (gene ccnh). The transcript has 10 exons. Gene Ontology annotation, molecular function: cyclin-dependent protein serine/threonine kinase regulator activity. Gene Ontology annotation, biological process: regulation of transcription by RNA polymerase II; regulation of cyclin-dependent protein serine/threonine kinase activity; DNA-templated transcription. NCBI's taxonomy places the organism in Eukaryota, Metazoa, Chordata, Actinopteri, Salmoniformes, Salmonidae. The coding region runs from base 296 to 1267 and encodes 323 amino acids. The record is from RefSeq and is a predicted model, not a curated record. Gene Ontology annotation, cellular component: transcription factor TFIIK complex; nucleus.
AUUUUGCGCACUUUACCAUAUAUUACGGUACAACUACGCAAUGGACAUGCUGUUGAUAUGAAUGUGCAAGCUACUUGCUAAGAUAGUUAGUUACUUUCAAAAUCAUAAAGAUAUUAAUAGUUUGAGCUAGCAAGUUCGUUAUAUCAUAACGUUUGUACGGAUCAUCUGGAGUUUGAUUAGACAGCUAGUAGAAGCUUCGCUAACAAGUCGAAAAGCAACGACCGACUAGAUAGCAACAGCCGGCUAGCACUAACGCCUUAGCUACCAUCGGCUAGCUAAAAGUCAGAGCUUCACCAUGUUUCACAUUAGCUCACAGAAAAAGUACUGGACAUUCGACAAUGAAGAAAGUCUGGAACAACUGAGAUAUGAAGCCAACCAGAAAUAUCGCAACAAAAUGCUUGCCAGUGGGAAGCCUGGGGUUAGUGACGCCGUGUUCCUGGAGGCUCACGAGGAGAAUGUCCUUUUCAGACACUAUGAGAAGAGACUCCUUGACUUCUGUAAUGUUUUCAAGCCUGUGAUGCCCAAGUCUGUUGUGGGUACAGCGAUCAUGUAUUUCCGGAGAUUUUACCUGAACAACUCACUGAUGGAAUACCACCCCAGAACAAUCAUGCUGAUCUGUGCCUACCUGUCCUGUAAGGUGGAUGAGUUUAAUGUGUCCAGCACCCAGUUUGUGGGGAAUCUUCUGCAGGAGAGUGCGGCCGGGCAGGAGAGGGCUCUUGAACAGAUUUUGGAGUAUGAGCUCCUUCUCAUUCAGCAGCUCAACUUCCACCUGGUGGUGCACACCCCCUACAGACCUAUGGAGGGCCUGCUCAUAGACAUCAAGACAAGGUACCCUCUUCUGGAGAACCCAGAGUCUCUGAGGAAGAGUGUUGAUGACUUCCUGACGAGGGUCACCCUGACAGACAGUGGGCUGCUGUUUCCCCCAUCUCAGAUAGCCAUGACAGCCAUCCUGAACAGUGCGUCGCGGGCCGGCCUCAGCAUGGAGAGCUAUCUGACCGAAUGUAUGGGACUGAAGGAGGACAAAGAAACUCUCUUAAAGAUGUACGACGCGAUGAGACGGAUAAAAAGUCUCAUGAAAAAGUAUGAACUUCCAAAACCAGACGAGGUGAACGCUUACAAAGUGAAACUGGAGAGGGUCCAUGCUGACUUUGGCACAAACUCCAACAUGAAAAGAAAACGAGGAUAUGAGGAUGACGAUCAUGUAGCGAAAGAGCCCCGCAUGACAGAAGAAGAGGAGUGGACGGAUGAAGAUUUGGAUGACUUGUGAAAACAAUUAGUGCUUUAUUCAAUCUGUAUCCCUGAAUUGCCGAUUCAGCCGACAUAUGCAGCGUUUACGCUCUAACAUUGCCUUUAAAUCACUAACGCUGAACUUCUGCCAUAUGGAUUGAAUAGAUCACCCAACCAUUUUGCCACUGAAGGAUCAGCAAUCACCAAGGUGGUCUACCCAGUGUGGGGGGGAAAUCUGCCAUUAGUGUAUUUCCUUGUUCUUAUCAGGCCAUACAUUAUGGUCUUGUAAUAUAAUAAACCUAUUUUUGUACUUGUUUUAUGGUGUCAACCUUUAAAUACCAAAUGUGUUUCUCUUGUGAUAAUGUGGUAUAUCUGUAUGCUUGAAUAUUCCAUGGAAAAAGUUCAGGUGGGCAUCCUGUGUCUGAGCAGAGCUUCAAUACACUAUUUAACAGUGUGCUAUGAUACAGAGCUGCACUUCUGAAUCUCAGACAUGUGUUCUCAGGAGAAAUACACCAGUUACCUGGGGAAGAAAAGAUUCCACUAUCUACUUUACAAAAAAGUUUAAUAAGUGCAUGCAUGUCUGUUACAAUCUGUACUGCUGUUUCUUUGAUUAUGUAUCUUGUCUGGCAUUGAGACUAAACUAAACACAUGAUACAGUUGGAAAACAAAACAAUUCAGUUUGUCUCAAUUAUAUACUCAUGAUUCCAGCAAGAGAAUUUGACAUACUUUCUGUAUUAACAUUUCCAAACAAACCGAAAAAGAAAAAAAACACGACAUACAAGAAACGCUAGUUUCAGCACUUUGUGGCUAUUGUCACAACCACAAAAGGAAUCAGUCAAAUUACAGUAUAAAAAGCAUUAUCGCUCAUAAUCCAGUUAUAAGAAACAGGUUUGACUUUCCUCAUAAUGGAGAUGGCAAACAUGUCUUGGGUAUGUGAUGCUUUGCUUUGAAAUAAAAUCUUUGACCCUUGUAAUAAAAGGGGUACGAUACAUACAGAAUCAUGAA